AUGGUGCUGCUGUCGGGGCACGGCGAGCAGCUGCCCGGGGAGCGCGUCUGCCCCGCGCCCGCCGCCGCUAAGGAGAUGCCCGGCGCCGAGGCGGAGAGCAGCCCCGAGCAGGGGGCGGCGGAGGCUGCCGCCGAGGAGCCGGACGAAGAGGAGGAGGAGGAUUACGAGUACGAGGACUUCUCCGAGCUGCCCGACACCUGCAGCAUCGCCUCAGACGACUCCUUCUACCCUCCUGGGGGGCUGGACGACGACGACGAGGACCUCUGGUCCCUGGAGGGGGACGGGAGGGACAGCCCCGAGGCACUCAGCCUCUUCCGAGCCUGCUGCACCAACAACAGCAUCGUGCUGAAGGCGCUCAUCCGCCAAGGCCCCCAGGAGGAGGAGGUGCAGGAAGCAGACCGCAAUCGCAGGAAUGGUCUUAUUGUUGCCUGUUACCAAGGUUAUGUGGAUAUUGUAAUAGCCUUAGCACAAUGCCCUCACCUUGAUGUGAACUGGCAGGACAACGAAGGGAACACGGCUCUAAUUACAGCUGCACAGGCAGGGCACAUAACCAUUACAAACUAUUUGUUGAACUAUUUUCCUGGGCUUGAUAUUGAGAAGAGGAAUGCAUUUGGAUUCACAGCCCUGAUGAAAUCUGCAAUGCAGGGCCGAACAGAAUGUGUGAAAGCCUUGAUGAUGGCAGGGGCAAAUGUUCAUGCAACUGACCCAAGCCGUGGACUGACUUCAUGGGAAUGGGCUUGUUUCACAGGAAGAUCAGAGUCUGCCUUUGUCAUGCAGAAGCUGAUGGACAGGCCAUGCCCAGAACAGUUUUCUGAUCAGUAUAAACCAGAAUGGCCAAAAAUGAAGGAACUUCUUGCCAGGGCUGCAGAGCCAAAAACCUGCUUGCAGAAGAUUUCUGAGUGUGUAAGGGCAGCUGUCUCGUUCCGCUCUUUCUAUGGCCCAGAAGAGGACGGGGUCCUUGACCACAUGGUGAAGGUGACAACGAGUUUGGGAAGUCCUUUCAUCGCUCUGGCAUGCCGGACUGUGUGCCCAGGCAGCCCACCUUGUGUGGGAAAACGCAGACUGGCUGUGCAGGAAAUCCUUAGGAAGCAGAGAGCAGAGGAGAUCCGAUCUCAAGACAAAGAUCACGUUAGCAGCUACGAGAAGCUCUUUCAGAACUCCAGAGUCACAGUGGUGCCCAAGAAGAAGGAGCGUCGAGCCAGCCUUCAGCCCAUCAGCAUUGCAAUGUCCCAGGUGAGCACAGUAGCCACGAGGAAAGCAAGCCUCCUGCCGCUCCACCUGCUUCGACGGAGCAGUGUCCGGCCGGGAUUUGUCAUCCCCAAAGUCCGUGUCAGCAAGGCUCCUCCACCCACCUUCCAGCCAGAAAAGGCGAGAAGGAGGAGCAGUGCAAAGGACGACCCCUAUCUGCAGAUUCCCAAAUGGAGAUACAAGGAGUUAAAAGAGGAGCGGAGGAAAGCAGAGGAACAGGAGAAGAAUAGAGCAGCAGAGGCUCAAAAGCUAAGGCAGGUGUCUCCUGCCCAGAGCAGGACCUGA
This is a messenger RNA of Cinclus cinclus, 1533 nucleotides long. It is a transcript of the gene ANKRD33B, whose product is annotated as ankyrin repeat domain 33B. The record is from RefSeq and is a predicted model, not a curated record. Gene Ontology annotation, molecular function: protein binding. The transcript has 4 exons. The coding region runs from base 1 to 1533 and encodes 510 amino acids. Lineage: Eukaryota; Metazoa; Chordata; Aves; Passeriformes; Cinclidae.